CUCAAAAUAUGAACAAUUAUUCACAUAGUAAUUUGAACCUAUUAUCUACAGAGUUAUCUCAAUGGAUUUAUGAAAAACUUAAUAUACAAGAAGACAUAAACGAAAUAUAUAUUGCUACAUCAGAAAUUUUAUGUGAAAGACAAAAGUUGUGGGAUACUUCUAGAGAUAUACUAAAUCAAAUUGGUUUAGAAAACUGUAACCGAAAAUACCAAACAAGCUUUGAUUACUUAGCUACUAUACGAUCAAUGGGUCGAAUAAACCAAGGAAAUCAGCCCUCUGGUAAUUUAAGACAAUCCCGUGCAUUUCCUUAUUUGAAGCGUAUUAAUAUUGAUGUUGACGAUGAUAAAUUAAAACAACUAUGUGAUUCACUCUGUAUAAAUAAUAAAGAUAAUAAAUCUAAUGAAGUGUUAGAUCAGUUUUAAUGUCUUCAUUUGCAUAUAUGAGUAAAAUUUUACCAAAUUGUAUAAGUUAAUUUAAUAUUGUAAAUUAUUAAUAUUUUAUUUGUAUUUUUUAAAUAAACGUACGUACCACUUCCAGA
Molecule: messenger RNA, 538 nt
Organism: Daktulosphaira vitifoliae (grape phylloxera)
Lineage: Eukaryota; Metazoa; Arthropoda; Insecta; Hemiptera; Phylloxeridae
Exons: 2
Coding region: 9-422 (137 amino acids)
Source: RefSeq, a predicted model, not a curated record